ACGAAUUGAGCUCAAAAUCAAUGUCGAUUUGCCAGGUUGGGCACUGCUGAUCGUAUCAAGUGCCAAUAUGAAAGACUCUUCCACCCUUUUUUCUCUAACUUCAAUGUGCUCGUAACGAGCUCAUUAUGAGCAGUGUCGCCAAUCUGACCGAUGCCCAAUUGAGAGCGCUAUCUGAGUGUAUCACUCAUGGACGGAUAGGACAAGGCAUAAGCUAUGCUAGUGUUGUACUAUUUUUGUAUGAUUAUUCCUUGACCGUAUGGAACGAGGCAAAAUACGUGUGGCAGCCCCGUCGAUUUACUUUAAGCUCUAUUACCUUCGUCGUCGCUCGAUACGCUGCAAUGGCGACCGCUAUCAUUGCUCUUCUACCCAACGCCAGUGUCCCUGCGAUAGACAGUACAGCGACCGUAUUUCGCUUGAUUGCAAUUAUUGCGUCCGAACUUAGGACUUGGGCCAUAUGGGGUAGGAGUCGUAAAAUACUAAUAAUGCUAAUUUCCUUUUCUGUGGCUGCAAUUAUACCUGCUGCGACUAUUGUAGCCGAGAGUAUCGUCUCAAAUCAUGAAUUUCAGGAUAUUUGCAGCUUGACCAUUAGCAAUAUUUCAGAAGGGUUCAUCGGUCCCUACGUUGUAGCGAUGCUUUACGAAUUUGUAACGUUGACGCUUUCCUUAAUACGCAUUAUCAGUUGGCGCAAAACCAUCCCUGCGCGCAUACGUGCUCCUAUCAUCGAUACUCUCUGGAGAGACGGUGUAUUAUACUACUCAUUCAUGUUGAUCCUCGGGUUCGUUAACAUCGGGCUGGUUUUGCAGCAGGGGGUUCCGCAAGUACGAACAGGAGGCGCUGAGUUGCAAGCAGUCUUACAUAGCAUCCUCUCUACCCGAAUCGUCCUACAUCUCGCUGCUUCGACUGACUCUAGAGACAUCGCGGCGCCUGGAUGCUCCGUAUACCAGACUGGGAUGCAAUUUACAAGCGAGUUUGCUACUGUGGAUCAUAGUGGCUCUAAUGCUUCUCGGUUUGAACAUGGCCCAAUACUUGAAGGAGAAAGAUGAGGGCAUACAAUGGAGGCAUCGAUAUCAAUUAUUAGUUCUGGCAGGGAAAGAGACCGGGCCUACAAUCAUCGGUUGUAUAUCACCGUGCGUUCUGGGCUUUUUUCUCAU
Molecule: messenger RNA, 1151 nt
Organism: Lentinula edodes (shiitake mushroom)
Lineage: Eukaryota; Fungi; Basidiomycota; Agaricomycetes; Agaricales; Omphalotaceae
Exons: 17
Coding region: 126-1043 (305 amino acids)
Source: RefSeq, a predicted model, not a curated record